GGUUGCCUGCACCUGUAGUCAACAAAUUAUAAAUGCGCAAGUGUCUAUAUAUUGACGUUUUGCAGAAUGAAUGAACGAAACAAGAAUGAGUGGGUCAUAAUAAACAGAAGGCAAAUAUAAAUAAUGGAAAUCCCAUGAACCAAGUCCGUAUUUCCUCUUUCCAAUGGAGGUGUUCAGGACAAACGAUUUCUAUAUAUUCAUAAACGGAGAAUAUUCUCUAUGGUGGGACAGGCACACAGGAGCAUUUAUACCAAAAACUGGCUGGGAUUUAACAGAUGCUGAUGAUCCAGUUUGUUUAGGAGUAUGUGAUGGAAUUAUUGGAAAAGUAGAACACAGUCCUUUGUUUGAUCCUAGACUAUUGCUUAUCAAAGAAAGUCUUCCAAUUGGGAAACUCCAUGGGGACAACAUAGUCUUCAAAAUAAAAUCGGUAGCAUUUUUGCCUUUGAAUGGCGAUGAGACUGAUAUUAAUUUAAAACCAUGUAGCAAGCACAAGUCAAUUGAAACAAAACCAAGUCAGCAAUCUGGUUCUUUAUUUGAUUUACAGAGAAAUGCAGCAUUCUCAAAAACAUGGGGCACCCUCAAAAGCGCAGGGAACACCAUCAAAAACACCACCCAACAAGCAGCCGCUAUGGCCUCGGGGAAUAAAAAAAAUACCAUCAAGGAUAAAGAUCGUUUUGAGAGGCAGAUCAUCGACGAAUUUCACAAGAUUUUUACGGACACAAAUUCGUUUUAUUAUUCACACACGACAGAUCUGACCAACUCGCUGCAAAGGUUGUGUAACUUGGAAAAGCAGGAUGCUAUCGAUCCCAAAGCAUUGUGGAAAUCUGUGGACGACAGGUUUUUCUGGAACAAACAUAUGCUCAAAUCUAUCAUAGAACUAGAGAAUCCAUUAUGUGAUCCGUGGAUUCUGCCAAUCAUUCAAGGAUAUAUUCAGAUAGAAAACUGCAAAGUUGAAAUGGGUAGAGAUUUGGUAGACAUCGAUCAGAAAAGCUACGAAAUUUUCACGCUUUGUAUUUUGUCAAGGAGAAGCAGAUUUAGGGCAGGAACAAGGUAUAAACGAAGAGGCGUUGACGAAAAUGGUGAAGUUGCAAAUUAUGUAGAAACAGAACAAAUGAUAAUUUAUCAAACGCACGAAGUGUCAUUCGUACAGAUACGUGGUUCAGUUCCAGUUUAUUGGUCGCAACCUGGAUUCAAGUACAGGCCACCACCUAGAAUUGAUAGAGGUGAAGCUGAAACGCAGAUAGCAUUCGAGAAGCAUUUCAAUAAAGAGAUACAACGAUACGGACCAAUGUGUAUAAUAAAUUUGAUUGAUCAAUCUGGAAAAGAAAAAAUCAUAUUUGACGCGUAUUCUCAAAUGGUGUUGCGGUAUAACAGUCCUUUUAUAACUUAUGUCACCUUUGAUUUUCAUGAAUACUGCAGAGGCAUGCAUUUUGAGAACGUCUCUAUCCUUAUCAACGCAGUCAGUGAUACUAUCAAAGAUAUGAACUACUGUUGGCGGGAUAAACAAGGUCACAUUUGCUCACAAAAUGGCGUCUUCCGUGUUAACUGCAUAGACUGUUUGGAUCGUACAAAUGUAGUACAGACAGCAUUAGGCAAAGCUGUCAUGGAAAUACAAUUUUGCAAACUGGGAUUGGUCUCACCCGAGGGUGAGAUGCCCGAAAAUAUAAAAAAUACCUUUCAGUUACUUUGGGCGAACAACGGUGAUAUUAUCAGCAAGCAAUACGCUGGUACAAACGCGCUUAAGGGAGAUUACACAAGAACCGGGGAGAGGAAAUUCACUGGGAUCAUGAAAGAUGGGAUGAAUUCAGCGAAUAGAUACUUUAAAAACCAUUUCAAAGACUCGCUGCGCCAAUGUUGCUUAGACCUGAUGCAAGAAGGCGAAAUCCACGAAGUCGAACUAUACGAUUUCUGGACGUAUUUACGCAUCGCGAGCCGAAUCGCUAGCGAAGUGCUGCCACCAGAUCCACCAUCGGUAGGGCCACAUCUGGCUCUGCAGCAAGAAUUCGAGUUCGCGCAUAUGAUCUACCAAAUGACUAGAUAUUAUUUGAGCCGAUUCAAAGACUCUACCAGACAGGGAACGAUAGAUUUGAUGUUGGGUAACAGAGUUUCCGAAGAUGUCUUCAACGAAUCCAAAACGACUCAAGAUGAGGAAGAUAGUGUAGCCACCGCAGAACACGUGAAAUUGUUGAUAGAAGAUUGCAAGAAGAUGUUGAUUAACCAGCCUGAAAUGGUGUUAGGAGCAUGGGGUCUCAUUAAUGCUGAUCCAGUUAUAGGAGAUCCCAAUGAAACGGAAAUGGACACCAUAUUGAUCCUCACCAAAGACUCCUACUUUGUAGCAGAUUAUGACGAUCAGGUGGACAAAGUGACGAACUAUCAAAAAGUAAUGUUGUCCGACAUCGCCUUGCUAGAAUUCGGCAUGGCCGAGUCCCAGAGCUCCAUUUUUAAGACUUCCAAACACCGGUACUGCAUUAGGAUUAACUACAAGAUGAACGGUGUCGAUGGUUACUACCAUAUGUUCAGAUCGACGAAUUUGAGGUUUUUCAACAACAUGGCUGUCGUUAUCAAGAAUACUGACGAGGAAAUUGAAUCUCUAAAGGCAAUCUGCGAGGCAUUCGUUGUAGCCAUGGACAUUUGCGGUCUUCCACCUGUUCCCUUCCGAAUCGGUCAAGCUUUGGACAGACGAAAGUCGAAAGUGUUCAACAAUACAUCGUCAAGCAACAACAUUUAUUUGGACAUCGUCUCACUGCCACAGAUGACGAGGAACGUUUCAGAGGGGCAGCUACUGUCUUUGAAAAAUGUUGGUUCUAAAGCGAUCUCCAACGUGACCCAACAGUUUUCGAAACUGAACAAAAUCGGAGAUCGAUUCAAGCCUAAACGUUUAAGACAACGACCCGACUUUGUCUUAGGCCAGAAAAGCAGAAACGAAACUUCCAGCGAAUCGGAUGAAGACUACGAAAACUCGAUCUUCCAACCUAACAUCGGCGUUGAAAGUAGGAGAGCUAUGCAGUAUGUCACAGAUGCCGGGGUUGAAGGAAUAGAACAAGGCAUAGAAGUAAGCGAAGAUCUGCCCUCGUCAGGCUCGAACCACGACAGUUUUCUGCCAGGAGUGGGCAUAGUGAUGGGCAACAAAAACGAACAAAAUUCCGUCGAAGGCGUCCUAGAAAAUAAGCAGAAUCUGUUGAGCAGAGUUGAUUCGUCGCAGUUGGACGACGUACAACUGUCGAGCAUCAUGCAGAACGUCUCUUUGAGUCAAAUAGCGCCAGAAAUCCAAAUUAGCAUGGAUGGAAUUGACAGUUCAAGAAAGCAACCGCCAACUACUUUGCGGCUUGAAAAAAAGUUCAGUAAAUCAACUGGCGAAAUGGACGAAGAUUCUUCAGAACAGCAAAUGGACGAAUGCUUUGACGGACAGAUGAAUAUGUCCCAGUCUCAGAGUGAGUCAGCCUUGAAAGACAAAAUGGGAAUGAGCAGCCCUCUGAGUAGUUCUACCAAGGAUCUGGUUCUAUCACCUUUAAGCAAACUUGCCAGGGGCAUGCAAAAUAUUGGAGUUAAUUUGGACCCUCGUAAACUUAGCGGCCAGGUGCGACAUAUAAGCGAAAAGGACAUAGAGGAACACAAGAAACUCCAAGAACGAUGGCAAAAUAGCAAAACAAGGCUUGUUGCUUUAUAAUUAUAAUCGCAAAUCAUCUACUAUACUUGAUUUAACAUUUGUAUAAAACAUAUUUAGAACCUGCAUUGCAAAAAAUUCAUCAAAUGCUUGGUCAAGCAUAUUGGGAACCUGUGAUAGACAUCAGAUUGACGUGUCUCAAUGUUUUUACUCGUUUUAUGGUCCAAAUUAUAUCAACUGGCUGCUCCCUGCGAAAUUUCAUGUUUAUAGGUCAAAUAGUUUUCGAGAUUUCGUUUUUUUUAUAUCUGCCUUUAGCCCCAUUAUUCCGGCCCAGUUUAAGAAUAUCUUCUUAGCUGAUACGUUUUGUUUAUAAAUGCCAAAUUUUAUGUUCAUAGGUCAAAUUGUGUUUGAGAUGAAUUUGUAUAAUCUUGAAAAGUGAUCAGGUUCUUCAUAGAAAUAUUCAACAUUUGCAGGAUAUGAUUUCUGAAAAACUUUGUUAAUAAUUAUUUAAAGCUGAAUAUUAUAAAUUCUUAAAAAUAUGCAAUUGUUAGUGGCCAUUUACAAUGUAUCAAAGAAGCAGCGACCAUAUGAAACCCAUAUCUACGAGGUUUGUCCAGAAAAUACGUAUAAAAUCGAAAAAAUAACUUUAUUUUAUAAUUUUUUUUAGUAUUUUCCGGACACACAUCGUAUAUACCUAAUAUUAAAGAAUGCUUCUCCAUAGUAGCUUUUAUCCCUUAUUUCAACCCCGUAAAGUCAUUUUCACAACAAUUGGUAGCCUAUAUCUAUCUUCAAGGUCAUUUAUAAAUAUCGAAUUAGGGAUAUAAUCUGAUUAAAAAAUCUGUGCUGCUCUAAUGGAAAAUUUUGGAGUGUGAGGUUGAAUCAUUAAAAAACACGUUAUGCCCGAACCUGAUAUCGUAUCACAGCUCUCCUAUCGAAGUGUGUCAAUUAUAUUUUAGAACGUCAUUGUAAAGUUUUAAGCGUGGAGUAUGCACAAAAAAUAGUGAUGCCUUAGUGAUAUAAUAAUAUAGUUGUUAUUGUUGAUUCUUUAUUAUUAAUUUAUAUCGUAUACACAAUAUUAUUUAUUCAUAAUUUAUACUUUAUUGUUGAUAACUAUAUUCAAAUAAGCCUGUUUGAACUUAUUGCGAAAUAUUGAUUUUUGAUCUUUGUUGUCUAUGCAACAUAUUUUAUUGAAUUUACUCGAUUAUUCAAGUUUUGGCAAAACAUUUAAAGCAAAUUGAAUUGAAAUGUUGAAAAGUUGAAGGCAAUAAAAAUCAGAAAUAAAAUGUUUUGAGAUAUGUUUUCUGGAAAUAAAUGACGACCAUAUACAGGAUGAUUAAAAAAUAAUGCAGUAUUUUAAGAGCAGGAGGUGUAUCCAAAAAUAACAAAAAAAAAAAUUGGGUGGGACCCCGCAACAAAUUAUGAUACGGAACUCCUGAAUAGCAAGCUACGCAACUGUUGUUGAUUUAUGUUGCUCUUAAUUUAAGUUACCAUUAAGUCAGUAUUAGAAAACGCUAUUUAAUCUGGGGCUUGAAAGCUUUAAAAAACGAAACAAUAAAUGCAAGAGCCGAUUAGAGUAAAAAAUGUGAUACAUUCAUUUAAAUGUAUAGUUAUUACAGUAAAAAUAGUAAUAGUUACUCGUUCGAAUUGUUACUAGUUUGCUAAAAAAAAUGACACAGAUUAUAGUCCAGUUUGAAAGGGGCACUCAAAAUCCUCAAAAUUUCUAUAUAAUGGGUGACCAAUGAGAAGCUCACUUUUUGAUUUAAGAAAAAAGAACUACAAACUUGAUGAAAAGAAAAUAUUAAUUACUAUCGACAUACUCGUAAUUUCGGCGGUUUUAUUUCUUAAAUAUCAUUCGGUCCAGCGGAAUGCUUCCGUACAAAAUGCCGAGGUUUUGCAAUGACCGAAUCACUUACUUACUCUUCGGUUGAUAAAGUAGGUGUGGGGAGGAGAAUGGGUUGACUAAGCCGGAACCUCUUAACCCACUUUUUCUAGGUUCCUACUUGGAGCAUCUUUUAGUCGGCGAAUGUUGUGUCGUGUACAAAAUUUCCGAAGAACAGCUGCCUUUGAAUCACCACUCUCAAAGUAAGCCUCUCCGGCAAAAGCACGUUGUGCUCCGGUCCAACGUUCCAUUGUGACUAUUUAACCCGCACGCCGAACGCGUCGAUCAAGACCUCUCCCCCCACUUCCUCGCGUAUACGGUCGCCGCGUAAUUCAAAUUUGAAAUGUGAACUUUCCCACUGUACACCCUGUGUAUCCAAACAUACCUAAAACUUGAUUUUAUAUAACUUUAAAACAGACUUUUGUAUCCGGUACAUUUGUAGAGAAUGAAAUUAUUAAACAUUCUUGUUUUCCUUAACACCGAGUUUUACUGGACUAUAAUCUGAUGUCUCACCAGUGUUUUUAAGUAUUGUACCGUGUUUUUUGAGCAAUAAGAAACCUGACGCAUGCUAAAAUUAAUUGCACCGAAUCUGCACGAUUCUUGCAGUUCUUUCUUUUUACGAAUCUUGCGAGUUGGCAAACAGGUUUUGGGGAAAAUGCCGUUUACGUCCGUGGGGUUUUUUCUUUUUUUUAUGUUAUCACUCUUCUUUCAAAGUUUUGGUUUACUUAAAUUUGCCAACUCAAUAUUGAGUUAGAUGUUUAAGGCAUAAAAUCCACCGCAUUCCAUAAUAUUCCUUGCUGUGAUGUGAAAAAAGAAUGAUUUAACGAAAAAUACACUAGUUAUUGCUUGUGAAUAAAAUUUUUUUUACUAGAUAUUCGUGUAUACAUACAUAGUUUUAGGCACAGCAUGAUGAUAAUUACUAUAACAGUUCUGUACUAGCAACGUUUUUCACCAUCACAAGUCAGUUGCACAAAAUUAGGGUUGAUUAUAAGGGUUUUGCAGUUCAGUAAUACAAACUUAACUAAGACUCACGCAGUAUGCUAUGUAGCUAUUGAAUAUUUGUUCUUUUAGACUAAAAAAAAUAAUACUGUAUUUUUUCAGACCAUAAAACUUUAAUUUUCAAAUAUACUUUUCUUAGACAUGAUCUAAUCAUAUUAGACGAAAAUACCCCUGGUUUGCGAAAUAAUUGUGAAGUCUGGUUUUAAGCAUCCCACAAACCGGCGCGAAAUAUUCGCUUUGGCUGCGAAAAUUUCGCGGCGAUGAAUUCGCGAUCAGAUUAAAACGCGCCGGUUUACGGACAGGCUCAGACUUGUGCGAAGCGAUUGCGAUUGUUCCAGCGUUUUUAUCGCCUUUGACCGCGUUUUUGACGCCGUUCUUCAAAAAUUCGCAAUGGCAAAAACGGAAUUAUUGAUAGAAAUAGUGAAAAAGUAUCCUUGUUUGUAUGAUUUGUCGAACGAUGAAUACAGGAAUGUGAGAAAGAAAGACAAGAUUUGGAUGGAAAUAGGAAAAGAAUUAAAUACAAAUAGUAUGUAUAUUUUUUAUUAACUUGUUAAAUAAUUUACAGUCUACACAAAUGUGAAAACGAACAUUCUGUAUAUUGGGCAUAGGCAUAUCAGAAUUAAAAUAAUUUACGAAUUUGUCACGAGUAGAAAAUGCUAGCCUUGCUGCCCGCCGAGGAUCAUUUGCUAUAUCAGUAAAAGCUCCAAGCACGGGUUCUGGGGGAUCUAAGAAUUGAAAAUAUUUGUCAUCGCCACUUUUACUUCGUAAAAAAUUGUGUAAAACACACGCCGUACGUACAAUUAGAAUAGUAGUAUCUACUUUAGUUUCUAAUGGCCUGUAAAAUAUUCUCCAUUUUUGAGACAAAAUACCAAACGCAUUUUCCACGACCCUUCUAGCUCGACAAAGUCUUACAUUGUAUUUCUCUUUUCUGACGUCUGUUAAAGUCUGCUUAUAAGGAAAUGGUCUCAUAAGGUAUGGUUUUAAAGCAAAUGCUUCAUCACCAAUUAAGACGUACGAGCAGAUUUCAUUUUGCCCAGGGAGAAAUCUAGGUGCAGGGACACUCAUUCAAUUUUGUUCAAAUCGUUUUCCCAUGUUUGAGGUUUCGAAAAUACCCCCAUCACUAUUUUUUCCGAAACCACCAAUAUCAACACAUAUAAAUUUAUAGUCCGGGCCAACAAUGGCCAUAAGUACUAUUGAAUAUUUAUGUAAAUAGCACCAGUAAUUGGAGCCACUGUUGUUAGGUCUCUUGAUUGUUACAAGUUUACCGUCCACGCUGCCAAUGCAAUUGGGAAAUCCCCAUCUAUUUUCAAAUUCUUCAGCACAUUUUUUCCAUAUAUUCUCUGUUGGUUCUGGUAAAUAUAUAUGUUCCAUAUGUCUGCAUAUCGCUUCACAGACUUCGGUUACGAUUGCACUCACUGUUGUAAAGCCAACUCGAAAGCUAUGCCCAAUGGUAUAGAAGGUGUCACCAGUGGCAAGGCAUCUAUACAAAAAAUCGUUUUUAGGUGAUGAAGUAAAAAAAAGGUGGAAGAAUAUCAGAGACACAUUUGCAAAAUAUAUAAAAUCUACCAAACCAAAGACCGGCCAAGCAGUGGACAACAUAAAGAAAUGGCAGUGGGCUGACCACAUGGAAUUUUUCCGUCCUUUUUUGGCAUUUGCCAAAACGUCGUCUAAUGUGAAAGAUAUUGACGUCAUACAUUAUGAGACUGCCGAAUUUAACUCAAAUAUAUAUCAGGAAAGGGCUGGAAAUGUAGAAACCGAACAUUUGGAAGACCGCGACCAUGGAGAAGAUGAAAAUGCUGAUGUAGAUGCAGAAGAUGCACAGAACGCCUCGGCAACACAGACAGCACCACCUUCUUCAUUGAACACUACAGCAGUGACUACUCCAGGGCACACCUUUCCGCAGACUGCAACUACACCAAAAUAUAAAACGAGCAGAAAACGUUAUGAACCACCAUCUUCGUCUGUACAACAGCUCAUUAUUUUGAAGGUAAAAAACCUAAAAAAGAGAACGAGGCCAUUGAUUCACUUUUCUUGGCACAUGCACAGACUGUGAAAACACUUCCCUUAAAGCGUCAAGCCCGAAUAAAACUAAAAAUAGCCGAAUUAAUAGCGCACGAAGAAUUUGAACAUAUUGAAGAAAUGUCUUCAGCGUCUACCCAGAAUUCUGCAAGUAUGUAUGAUAGUAGUAUGUCGUCCUUCCCAAGCGGCACUCGGUUCACUCCAAUAAUAUACCCAACAGAGGAGGCAAAUUCUGCCUCGAAUUAUUUAGCAACAUUUAAUCCUAGUGGCAACAUGUAGUCCAAUUAUUACAAUAAAAUAUUUAUUUCACGAUCCCUGAAGUUUUCGUAUUCGAUAAGCCUACUAAUUUUAAUACAUAUAAUUUUUUUACCUGAGUGUAAUAGCAAGUCGUUCUUCUGGCGAAAUAGCUUCACGAUAAUUUGUGUCAGAUUUUCGUAUUUCAUCUUUCACCAAUUUCAAUAUUUCAUCGAAACACUCUGGAGUCAUUCUAAAAUAUACGUAAAAGCGCUGUUCAUCCAGCCGAAGUUGUGGCAUCAAGGUAUGGUAUUCCCCAAAUUUAUUUCGUUCCAAGUUAAUAUCAUGUACCCACUUCCUUCGUUUCCUAAACAAAAUUGAAAACAUUUGUUUUAUGUACUUCGUUAAACUUAAUACAUACCCAACUAUCAAAUGGCGUUAAAUAAACAUAACUUACCGUGCAUUUUGUUCCUCUUCUAAAGCAAGAAAUAGAAGUGCCUCCUCUUCUUCUGAAGACGAGCUCAUUGCAAAAGGCAAAAAUAAAAUGUACGCAACCUGGCGAAACAGAUUGCGAAUUUCGCUCUGAAUUUCGUUGCGAAUACUUCGCCGCGAUUAUUUCGCGCCGGUUUGUGGGAUGCUUUAUUGCUGCAAGGGGUUGCGAUUGAACUAACCCUGUAUAUUGCUCAAUAAACUAGUAGUGAUGGCCGGACAAUAUAAUCUAAUUUUGCUAUUACUUGCGAUUGAAUCUAAAAAACACGUUGUCUUAUUCUUUGUUGUCAAAUUAAAAGUUUUCCCACAAAAGUUGGUGUACCCAUUUUAUGCGUCAUAUUUUAAAUACGCCCUUGAACAACUUGCACCAAUAAAACCAGACUUUACAAUUAUUUCGGGGAAAUUUGCUAAUAUGAUACUGUUUGUAAACAACAGCAUAACCUCUCAAACCUUUAAACAUGCAUACGUGACUUCUACUAGUUUACUUUAAAAGGCACCAUAAUUUUUUUUUCUUAGAUUCUGGCUGGUCUUCCACCUAACCCAAAAUGAAAAUUUCACCUACACGUAUUGUCGCUUGAAUAUAGAACUAGCGCAAAUCCACUUCCGGUGAGAUUACGUCUUUUCUUUAGACAAACAAUGCCGGAGUUACGACAUCGACUAGCUGUUUUCUACAAAUCUACUUAGACGGUUUUCCCUCAGCAAGAGAUGUAAGCAAGAUUCUGAAAUUUUUGAGAAUAAAGUCAUUGAGGCAACUUACGCCUUCUUUCUGAACAAAUAGAUUUCCGAGAUGUUUUAACAACGGUACUUCAGAAUCCCUCUUAUCUAUCAUAGAUACCACUGAACGUCAAACUCACGUUGUUUAUAAGAUCUGCCCUAAUUUUGAGAAAUUUUCACCUCUUCGUCAUACAUGUACUUAACCGUCAAUUAUGUAAGUGUAUAUUUACCGAUUUGUAAAAACAUGAAUAAAAAACGUGUGCAAGC
Messenger RNA from Acanthoscelides obtectus, 10205 nucleotides. The record is from the annotation of a GenBank genome assembly. NCBI's taxonomy places the organism in Eukaryota, Metazoa, Arthropoda, Insecta, Coleoptera, Chrysomelidae.